Tachysurus fulvidraco (yellow catfish) is the source of this 1170-nucleotide messenger RNA. RefSeq names its product cilia and flagella associated protein 300 (gene cfap300). The record is from RefSeq and is a predicted model, not a curated record. The transcript is spliced from 7 exons. Lineage: Eukaryota; Metazoa; Chordata; Actinopteri; Siluriformes; Bagridae. Bases 354 to 1166 code for a protein of 270 amino acids.
UCAGUGUCAUGAUGAAGAUGGAGUCUGUUCUAGGAACUCUGUAGAAGUGGAAAUCUUAUACACACUUAGUGGAGAAUAAUUUGUUUAAUUGUUUGUUAAUUUGAUCUCUUGUUUCUUGUUACUGCAUCAUAUUUAGUAUUGUUUUUUUCCGCGAGAACUUUCUAAAUAAUUUCAUUUUACAUUUAAAUUGUUUAAUAGAUGAAUCGCAGUAAAUACACAUAUUUUGAGAAACUUUUUCAUUGUUAAGCGACUUAAAUUAUUAGCGCAAGGGCUCAUGGGAAGUGAAAACGGUUGUAUUGGACACGACCAAUUUGUUUAGGUGCUCCCAUGGUAGCUUUUUGGCAACAACCAACAUGGCGCGUGAAACACCCGUGUGUUGUCAAACCUUUACAUUUAAUCUGCUUCCUAACAAAAGAUUCAAAUUCCUGGAAGAUCCGUGUAUAUCGGAGCUGUUGAUGAAAUGGUCCAUGCUGGGGAGAAUUUCUGUCCAGGCCUUUAACUUUGAACAGAACUUUCAGUCUUACAUGAAGGAUCACUUUGCUCUGAAUUUCUUUCAGGAUACUUGUGUAAAAAACAACUUGUGUGUGUUGGACACAUCAGGUGUAUGGAAACCUCUGGACAACGAAGUUAUACGUGUGGAGGUAGAUCUUGUUCCAUGCACCAAAGUGUCUGUGGACAUAUUUGAUCCAAUUUUCUCCAGUGGAAUUGUGCAUCCUUCUGGUCACAUUGCCAAAUGUUUCCAUGCAGUACAUUAUGAUUUUGAUGAGUUGCGAAUGAUGCUGCUUGAAGAGGACUCUGAUUACUAUCAUGUGGUCAGUCCGUGUGACCGGCAGGAGUUCCUGUUCAGGCUGUUUAAGCACAUCGCACUGGGUGGCGAACUCUGCCAGUUCGAAGACUUAAUCAGUCCCUACAUUGAAACUGCAAAAAUGAUUUAUAAAGAAUUGUUGAGUGUUCAGACAGAUUCGGAGUCAAAGAAGAUCAGCGUCGUAUCAACGGUUUUAAAAGUCUCUGCCUAUGACGAUUAUGGCUUGUGUUAUCCAUCCAGAAGAGACAAUGAGCAGACAUUUGCCUAUCUGUGCAUAGAUCCUUUCAAAAGACAUGUAUAUGUCUUGUACCACUGUUUUGGCAUUGGCCAAUUUUCUAAUAAAGAUUUUAAGUGCUCUUGAACAA